AUGUUAUCACCAGGGGAUCAAUUGGAAUAUAGUGCUUCAUUGUUAGACAUGCCAGAUUUACCAAAUUGGAUGUUCUGUCAUCACCCUGAAAACUCAAGUGAUGCUUUUCUUUAUGGAUCUGCUGAAGACUCAGGACUUGUAGAAAUAGAGAUUGUUGCUUUAAAUAAAAAUACCUAUGAAACGUCUCGAAAAAUUAUGAAACUGGAAGUGGAACCACGAUCAAGUGUGGCUCAAUAUGAAGUAGAAAUGAAAUUCCUCAAUUUGAAUGUUGAUGAUAUGUUCCGAUCCGACAGGUUAAAUCGUCUUGUGGAAGUUUUUAAAGGUAACCUUUGGAAAGAUAGCAGUGAGAUUUAUAUUACUAAAGUUGUAUCAUCUUUAGAUGUCGGAGGUCGUCUACCAUUGAACCCAAAUGAAAAAGAAGGAGUUGUUGUUCGAAUUGGUGGUAUUUAUGUGUUUUCUCGAGAUCUUGAAGAUUUGGAAAGAGAAGUACAACCUUUGCGAAAUAGAUCACCAUGUCCAAGAGAUUAUAAAAGGACUUCAGUUGAGCGCUUAUUUCGUAGCAGAAAUUUUGUGGCUGAUUGGUGCAGUUUUCGCUUAUUAUCUGGGCUUAAUCAAGGAAAAUCUGAAUCUAGUCAUGGAUGGUCGGAUAAUCCAUAUUCAUCCAUUUCCUUAACAAGUGACGAUUAUGCACCUCCUUAUAGCAGUCUUCCUCGUCGUGAUUUUGUGUUUGAUUUCGUUGUGUCAAUUGUUAUUCCUUCAGCAAUAGUUGGUAUUUUGUCAUCUGCUCUAACUUGCAUCAUGUGUUGCAGUAGAGAUAGAGUAGAGAAGAAGGGGGAUUCUAAUAGCUUACAAAUGGAUCAUUAUAGUACUUUACAACAUGCAUCAGUUAAAGCUUCUAGAUUGUCAGUGAAGAGAAAUAGUUUGCCUGAAUCUGCUUCAACUCCAGCUUCUUCUUUUCCAUGCUCUAAUGCAAACAGUCCUUCAGUGACUCUUUCUAAAGGCUGUACUCUUAGGUCAUCAAGUAGAACAGGCACUACUCGAGGGAUUAUGAUUCCACCUCCACCUCCUUAUACUCCAACAAGGCAAGUAUCACAUUCUCAUAUUUUCCUGAAAAAUUAG
Molecule: messenger RNA, 1119 nt
Organism: Uloborus diversus
Lineage: Eukaryota; Metazoa; Arthropoda; Arachnida; Araneae; Uloboridae
Gene: Scgalpha
Product: epsilon-sarcoglycan-like
Exons: 9
Coding region: 1-1119 (372 amino acids)
Cellular component (GO): sarcoglycan complex
Source: RefSeq, a predicted model, not a curated record